AAAUUUUUAUAUUUUGUCAUACUUAAUGUAAUGAGUAAUCUAGUAAUUAGCAUCUCUACUUGUCUGUGCAUAUAUACCGCGCGCGGUUUCCUAGCAACCGUUUAAAUUAAAAUGAGCUAUAAAACGGACCAAAGCCUUUUGUACGAAUUUAUUUUUAUAACAUAAAUCGUUUUAAAUGGGGCCAAAAAGUUAAUAAGUACAUUUAGAUAAUUGUAUAAACGUAAAUAAACAUAAAACCAAUGCCAAUCACAUAUAAUCGCGGAAAUGUAAGAAAACUUGCUUUUAGAUCAAGAGGAAGGUCUGCACACUCCUUUGAUGUAACUGCUCCCAAAGUCGAGCACAGUGACGAAGGAGAUGGGCGGUUUCUACAAAUUAAGCCUGCGAUAGCCGAUCCUCGUGCCUCUUUACAACGGUCUAACACUACUCUAUCGAGUAAUCAUUAUAUUCAUAGAGGAGAUGGCAAUGAGGAAACCAUCAGUUUGCAGGCAGUGGGCGAAGGAAAGGUGCAACUUUCUAGAACUCAACAGGAAAAAGAUCGUCUGCCUGAUAGAAUAAGUUUAGAUAGGAGAGGUUUAUCAUCAAUACCACAUAUAGUAGGGGAACCCGGGCUGAGAUUACUGUCACUGCAGCACAAUUUAAUUAACAGUUUAUCUGGCUUAAUACCUCUUGAUCUCGGGAAAUUAGUGUUCUUAGAUGUGUAUGAUAAUCAAAUUGAUAAGAUUAACUCAUUAGAACGACUUUUUAGCCUAAGGGUGCUUUUAAUGGGUAAAAACAGGAUCAAAAGAAUAGAAGGCUUAUCAAACCUUUUGAAACUAGAAGUGCUAGACUUGCACGGUAAUAGAAUAACGAAAGUCGGGGGGCUAUCUAACUUGACCGAACUGAAAGUGCUCAAUUUGGCUGGAAACCAAAUAAAAUUCAUUGGGCAGAGCGACCUUCAGGGACUUUUAGCUUUAAGAGAACUGAAUCUUAAGAGGAACAGGUUGAAAAAGUUACAAGGAUUUCAUUUUACGCCGAAACUACAAAAGCUUUAUUUAAGUAACAAUGAUUUGCAAAGUGUGGAGGACGUCUCUUCACUUGCUGAAGCAACAACGUUGAUCGAAGUAUCAUUGGAUAGUAAUCCAGUUGCCUUAGGAGGAGACUGUACACCAUUUUUAGUAUCAUACCUCCCGAAUUUAGUAUCAUUAUCAAAUCUGCACGUUACCGAUCAAGUUCGAAGUGCGGCGAUGGCAUGGCGUAAUAACAAAGAAGCUGGUCAUGCAGCGUAUUGCGCUCUCAGUGGAUCAGCUCAACAGGCAGCUCGAAGAGAUCAGGUUAUCAACAACGCUAGAACCAACUGGGAACUUUUAAGGACAGAAAAUAAAUGCUUCCUGAGCCCAACCAGUCCUGUAAAACAUACUGAGUCUGAAAGUGAUAUAUGUGACGGUAAAACUCCAGAUGAAAAACACACUGUUGAAACUAAAGUAAUGCCAGAUGUGAUAGUGUGUGCGCAACCAGCUAAUGAAUCUAGGAAUAUUGCUGAUAUGAGCAAGACAACACAAAAUGAUAUAAAGGCUAAAGCACUGGCAACCAGGAUGCAAAGAAGCAAUACUGCUCGAAAGCCUUCAGAAAGGCGAGUAAAUUUUUCAGACCGUAGUGCCUCUCAGGACACAGAUGCUUCACACUCUACAUCCACCAGCAGUGACCUACGACUACCGCCAAUAUUAUUGCCAAUAAUUUCGUCUUUGGAAAAUGUUAAACUUGCUGACAGUAACGAACCCAUUCUGAAACGGUGGGAGAGCAUCUCAAGCGUAGAACCUGUAAUUGAUUCAUCAUUCAGUUCACUACCUUCAACAUCAACAGACAGUGAAGAGGAAACGCAACAGAGGAGACUAAGGCGGACUCCAACAGUGAAAAGACGAGAAAAAUUCAGUUCGAUGCGUUCAAAGUCUGUAUGUGAUCCAGAGAGUAGAAGAAUAAAAAAUACGAAAAAUAUAGACAACGACAAUGCGAGCAAUAUAUCCAGUAGUACAGCAGUAGGGUCUGUUGCAAGUGAACAUAAAAUCAAACGACAGGGUUCCUUAAAUACUAAAACAAAUAAUAGAAAUAUAAGAAGUGCAACAGUAUCACGAAGGAGUGAAAGAGCUUCAUCCGCACAACGUGCUUCCACAGGAAGAGUGAAAUCUGGGAAAAGCUUGGCCAGUUUAAAGUCGACUGAGCCUAUUCCCAAAGUAAUGCCUACAACUAAAGACCGCGAACAAGGAGUGGACUACUUGGUAGAAGUAAACGAUGGAAUUGUAAGUGCAUGGGGAACAGGGGCAGUCCGACGAUUGGCACGCGAAUGGGAUUGGGAGAAAGCGCAGACAGUAACGAAAGCUGCAUUUCACUACGUUCAUUUUAACGCUGUUGCCCAAUGUUUGCCAGAGUUAAAGGCCAAAUUUCCCAAUGUUUCUCACAUAUCGGUACGCGCAACUGGUCUUCAGUGUUUAGGACAGUUGCAUUCUUUAGCUGAACUACGAGGACUCACAAGCUUGACGGUUCUUCCCGAAGGGAAUCCUAUUUGCGUGAAAACCUGGCGUGAAUACGCAAUUUAUAGAUUAGCACACUGGGGUCUUAAAGAGAUAAAUGAAGAGCAGGUAACUGAAGAAGAAAUGAAAUCUGCAAAUAAAACUUAUAGUGGGUUAAGUGAUUUGGUCCUUCGAGCCCUACCCGAUGACCCAUUACAGCCACUUUUAUCUCGGCUUGGAAGAAGUGGGAAUAGCGUAACGACUGCUAAAGCUUGGUUAAGAUCUGCUGACCCAGCAUUGCGAGACGUUAUUGCGAAGGAAGCCUUACAGUACAGGAAGGGAAGUGUAUCUCAGGAUGACAUGAGUUGGCGCGUUCGUGGUCGAAAGCAACUUUCGCAAGCCAUUGAAGUUUCGUGUGGAGCUGCCCAGCGUUUGCGCAUCUUAGAAUUGCAAUGGCCGACAAUAUUCAACGAUAUGAUCGAAGAAAUUUUAAAUGAUUUUGCCGAUAUGGAUACGCAUGUCAAGGAAAAAAUGCGUUCACUCGCAGAGACACUGCAUUAAUAGUUUAGCUAAUGUUAGCCAAAUACACUAGUGCCAUAACCUGAAUGAAAAAUCAGCCAACACUCGCUAAUGCACAGCGUUAGUCCACCCGAAACCGGUGAAAUCCUACUGUAUUGUCAAUAUUUACGUGAUUUAAGGUUUCAACUAAUUAAAAA
Molecule: messenger RNA, 3199 nt
Organism: Pieris napi
Lineage: Eukaryota; Metazoa; Arthropoda; Insecta; Lepidoptera; Pieridae
Product: leucine-rich repeat-containing protein 49
Exons: 11
Coding region: 240-3044 (934 amino acids)
Molecular function (GO): protein binding
Source: RefSeq, a predicted model, not a curated record